Messenger RNA from Odobenus rosmarus divergens (Pacific walrus), 2975 nucleotides. RefSeq names its product tumor protein p63 (gene TP63). The coding region runs from base 86 to 2128 and encodes 680 amino acids. Gene Ontology annotation, molecular function: RNA polymerase II cis-regulatory region sequence-specific DNA binding; DNA-binding transcription factor activity, RNA polymerase II-specific; protein binding. Gene Ontology annotation, cellular component: nucleus. Gene Ontology annotation, biological process: apoptotic process; regulation of transcription by RNA polymerase II; protein tetramerization. The record is from RefSeq and is a predicted model, not a curated record. Lineage: Eukaryota; Metazoa; Chordata; Mammalia; Carnivora; Odobenidae. The transcript is spliced from 14 exons.
UUUAUUAUCUAUAUAUACACAGGUACAUGUGUAUAGGUUCUAUAAUUGUUCUCCAUUUGUUGAUUAUCAAAGAGAGUUGAAGGAAAUGAAUUGUGAAACUUCACGGUGUGCUACCCUACAGUACUGUCCUGACCCAUACAUCCAGCGGUUUGUAGAAACUCCAGCUCAUUUCUCUUGGAAAGAAAGUUAUUACCGAUCCACUAUGUCCCAGAGCACACAGACAAGUGAAUUCCUCAGUCCAGAGGUCUUCCAACAUAUCUGGGAUUUUCUGGAACAGCCCAUAUGUUCAGUUCAGCCCAUUGACUUGAACUUUGUGGAUGAACCAUCAGAAAAUGGUGCAAGAAACAAGAUUGAGAUUAGCAUGGACUGUAUCCGCAUGCAGGACUCGGACCUCAGUGACCCCAUGUGGCCACAGUACACAAACCUGGGGCUCCUGAACAGCAUGGACCAGCAGAUUCAGAACGGCUCCUCGUCCACCAGCCCCUACAACACAGACCACGCGCAGAACAGCGUCACGGCGCCAUCGCCCUACGCGCAGCCCAGCUCCACCUUCGACGCCCUCUCUCCGUCCCCCGCCAUCCCCUCCAACACCGAUUACCCGGGCCCGCACAGCUUCGAUGUGUCCUUCCAGCAGUCCAGUACCGCCAAGUCGGCCACCUGGACGUAUUCCACUGAACUGAAGAAACUGUACUGCCAAAUUGCAAAGACAUGUCCCAUCCAGAUCAAGGUGAUGACCCCACCUCCACAGGGCGCUGUCAUCCGUGCCAUGCCUGUCUACAAGAAAGCUGAGCAUGUCACCGAGGUGGUGAAACGAUGCCCCAACCACGAGCUGAGCCGUGAAUUCAAUGAGGGACAGAUUGCACCUCCUAGUCAUUUGAUUCGAGUAGAAGGGAAUAGCCAUGCCCAAUAUGUAGAAGACCCCAUCACAGGAAGACAGAGUGUGUUGGUACCUUAUGAGCCACCCCAGGUUGGCACUGAAUUCACGACAGUCCUGUACAAUUUCAUGUGUAACAGCAGUUGUGUUGGAGGGAUGAACCGCCGUCCAAUUUUAAUCAUUGUUACUCUGGAAACCAGAGACGGGCAAGUCCUGGGCCGACGCUGCUUUGAGGCCCGGAUCUGUGCUUGCCCAGGGAGAGACCGGAAGGCGGAUGAAGACAGCAUCAGGAAGCAGCAGGUGACGGACAGCGCAAAGAACGGUGACGGUACGAAGCGCCCUUUUCGUCAGAACACACAUGGCAUCCAGAUGACAUCCAUUAAGAAACGGAGGUCCCCAGAUGAUGAGCUGUUAUACUUACCAGUGAGGGGCCGCGAGACCUAUGAAAUGCUGCUGAAGAUCAAGGAGUCCCUGGAGCUCAUGCAGUACCUGCCUCAGCACACGAUCGAGACUUAUAGGCAGCAGCAGCAGCAGCAGCACCAACAUUUACUUCAGAAACAGACCUCGAUGCAGUCUCAGUCUACAUACGGUAACAGCUCCCCACCUCUGAACAAAAUGAACAGCAUGAACAAGCUGCCUUCUGUGAGCCAGCUUAUCAAUCCUCAGCAGCGCAAUGCCCUCACCCCUACCACCAUUCCUGAUGGCAUGGGAGCCAACAUUCCUAUGAUGGGCACCCACAUGCCAAUGGCUGGAGACAUGAAUGGACUCAGCCCCACCCAGGCCCUCCCUCCCCCACUCUCCAUGCCAUCCACCUCCCACUGCACUCCCCCACCUCCGUACCCCACAGAUUGCAGCCUUGUCAGUUUCUUAGCGAGGUUGGGCUGUUCAUCAUGUCUGGACUAUUUCACGACCCAGGGGCUGACCACCAUCUAUCAGAUUGAGCAUUACUCCAUGGAUGAUUUGGCAAGUCUAAAAAUCCCUGAGCAAUUCCGACAUGCCAUCUGGAAGGGCAUCCUGGACCACCGGCAGCUCCACGACUUCUCCUCCCCUCCUCACCUCCUGCGGACCCCGAGUGGUGCCUCUACAGUCAGCGUGGGCUCCAGCGAGACCCGGGGCGAGCGCGUUAUUGAUGCCGUGCGCUUCACCCUGCGCCAGACCAUCUCCUUUCCGCCCCGCGAUGAGUGGAACGACUUCAACUUUGACAUGGAUGCUCGUCGCAACAAGCAACAGCGCAUCAAAGAAGAGGGGGAGUGAGCACUACUGUGUGAACGCCUCCCAUCCUCUCCCCAUCUGUCUGCCUCCCUACAAGGCACUAGUGCUUGACCUUCAAAGUGUCCCCUUUAGCUCCUUUCUUUCCUCUUCUCAGUCUGGCUUCUUAAGGGAAGAAGAAGUAAGAGGCUGUCUUUGAUCUAAUGUUCAACCUGGCAUCUGAUUCCGAUUCUGGCUUUAAGCCUUCAAAUCUAUUGCUUGCAGGACUGAAGUUAUCAUGGCUAGGUGGAAGUGAACAAAAGAGCAGUGGGUGUCUCCUUAAGCUGCAAAGAUUUCUCAUUGACUUUUAUAAAGCAUUUUCACCCUUAUAGUCUAAGACUAUAUAUAUAAAUAUAUAAAUAUACAGUAUAUAUUUUUGGGUGGGGGGCAUGGAGUACUGUUUAAAUGUAAUUUAAAGGAAAGGAAACUGAGUUGCACUUAUCAACUUAUUUUUUUAAUUUACUUGUUUGGAUGGCUUAUCUAUACCCCUUCUUUUUUUGGGUAUUAUGUAUGGUAAUUGGUGUCUAGAGCUUGAUGCCAUAUAUGAGUGACAAAAAUGUCCUUUCAGUUCUUUUGAUGCUAAGCAAUUGCCACAUCAAACCUUUGGAGGGAUCCUGUUGUAUUUACCAUUGCAUACUGUAUGGGUGAGACCGUAUGCAUAUUCACGUGGUUUUCUAUUUUAGUGGACUUUAUGUUACUGACAUUGCUACUAGUGAUGGUGGUUCACUUUGGGAUCAUUUAGGGUAAUUACAAGAAAAAGUCCAUGUUCACACUAUCACACCCUAGAAGAAAGGAAAUAUCCUCUCUUGCUUUUGGUUGGGAAUGGGGAAUGUGGGUCAUGGCUAAAAUUCUU